AUGGCGAGAGUCGGGGCGGGACAGGCGAUGCAAUUAGAACAUCUUGGUCACGAUCUUGAUCUCGACAUCACCAUCGUCGUCGUCCGCGGCAGCAUCACCUCCAUGGCGAAACGGGGCCGGCCCUCGCUCAACCUGACGCCGGAGGAGCGCAUCCAACGCCGCCGCCUGCAGCUCGUCGCCUCCCAGCGCAAGCGCAGGGCCCACAAACGCCUCGCCCUCCAGCUGAACAAGUCCAAUGUCAGGCCCGAGCCCGAGACGGAGCCCGGCGCGCUGCCCCCGAGGCCGGACGAGGCCCAGCUGUGCCAGUACUACGAUGCUGUUUUCCUAGGCCAGGAUGAGACCGCGACGCUCAGUAGCGGCAUUAACGCCCUCACGGCCAAUUCUAAGGCGACAACCAGGACGACACGAAGUACGACGAGAACCACAACGAAGACGUUGACAAGGACCGUAGCCAAUGUGACUCUGAGGAAGUCCUCGCCGGAUCUCCAGGCGCCGCUCGCAGCCUCCCAUCACCGUGGCUCGGCACCUCUAGACACAACUUCGGACACGAGCGUCGUCAACGCCCCCCUAGCUGCAGCCGUAGGCCCUCACUCUCGGGCAAGUCUUUCGCAGACUACCACGCCAAGAAUAGCUGCUUAUGCUGCCUUGAUCAGACCCGAGGGCCCGACGUCAUCAUCAAUACGGGCUGAUGACACGCCCGCCGAGUCUGGCAGAUCGAGCACCAAUCAGGCCGUCUUCAACUCGGAUCAUGUUGCAUAUAGUAAUGUGCUCUACUCUUUGGUUCCUCAUGGAUUCGACCUGGACAGUGACGAUUUGUUGGGACACUCAGCCACAAGCUCGAAUCGAAAGCCGACUGUCAAAGAGUCCGACAACGUCUUUCUGCCUGGCCGGUUCAGCACAGCGGUGAACGAGUGGAUUCCGACAAACUCAAACGAGCCGCCGUACAGCCAUAGAUUCAUCAAGCCCUACCAUCGUCGGCCAUCUUACCCGCCUUCACAAGACAGCGGCCCGGCGUCAUCAUCAGUUGAGGCUGCAGAUCUCUCGGCGCCAUGGGCGGGAGCUAAGCAAGCAAUCCCGAUGGGCUUUUGUUGA
Molecule: messenger RNA, 1092 nt
Organism: Trichoderma citrinoviride
Lineage: Eukaryota; Fungi; Ascomycota; Sordariomycetes; Hypocreales; Hypocreaceae
Exons: 4
Coding region: 1-1092 (363 amino acids)
Source: RefSeq, a predicted model, not a curated record